AUGAUCAAUUGCAGUUUGUUUUUAAAAAUUAGGCCAAAUCAAUGCAGUUCAUUUAGAAAUUUUAUUUUCUGUGGGUUUUCUAGUAUAGUUCCCAAGAAAACACUUGGUUUAAACAAAGAAAUUUAUUUUAUAAGAAGUGAGUUUCGCUCCUUCGCGGUAGGAACUUUCGUUAGAAGAAAGGAACAUUUAAACAUCGGUACGAUCGGCCAUGUCGACCACGGAAAGACGACCCUUACAGCUGCUCUAACAAAAGUAUGUAGUUCAGCAGGUGUGGGAGAGUACGUUCCGUACGACUCCAUAGAUAAAGCUCCAGAGGAACGUAAAAGAGGUAUAACAAUCUGUGCCACACAUGUAGAAUAUGAAACUGAAAAUCGACAUUAUGGACAUGUGGACUGCCCUGGUCAUGCAGACUAUAUUAAAAAUAUGAUUUCAGGAGCUGCUCAAAUGGACGGAGCCAUUUUGGUGGUUUCAGCGCCUGAUGGACCGAUGCCCCAAACUAGAGAACACAUUUUACUCGCCAGACAAAUAGGAGUACCUCGACUUGUAGUUUAUUUGAACAAGAUGGAUCUACUUGAAGAUCCUGAGCUACUUGAGUUAGUUGAGUUAGAGAUCCGUGAAUUACUUUCUGAGCACAAUUAUGAUGGUGACUCUACACCAAUUGUGAAGGGCUCAGCAACAAAAGCAUUAAACGAUGACCCAGAAUCAGUUCAAUCUAUUAAAGAUUUGCUAAAGGCGUGUGAUGAAUAUCUAUUAACGCCUGAAAGAAAAUCAGAUUUACCACUUUUGAUAGCUGUUGAUGAAGUAAUGUCUAUUCCAGGAAAAGGAACUGUAGUUACAGGAAGAGUGGAACAAGGAAAGAUAAGACCAGGUGACUCUAUUGAGAUUAUUGGAGGAAAGAAGGCCGGGAAAAAAAGUACAGUUGUUGGUUUGGAAAUGUUUAGAAAAACUCUGGACGAAGGAAUUGCAGGAGACCAAGUUGGAAUUUUGCUGAAAAAUGUCAAAAAGGAUGAUGUUUCUAGAGGAUUUGUUAUAACUUGUCCCGGAAAGUAUUCAUGCUAUGAUUCCUUUGAUGCAGACUUGUAUGUACUAACACAUGAAGAGGGAGGAAGAAAAAAUGCCUUUGUGUCAAAUUAUAGGCCUCAGGCCUUUAUAAGAACAGGUGAUAUUAGUUGUUCAGUUCAUCUUCCCGAAAAUGUGCCCAUGGCUGCUCCAGGAGAUAGUUUGCGUUGCAAUAUUAAACUUUUGCAUCAUAUGCCUCUACACGAAGGACUUAGGUUCGCUUUGAGGGAAGGUGGAAGAACCGUAGCAUCGGGAAUAAUUUCUAAAGUAAACCCAUAA
Messenger RNA from Theileria annulata, 1338 nucleotides. Its product is annotated as elongation factor tu, putative. Lineage: Eukaryota; Apicomplexa; Aconoidasida; Piroplasmida; Theileriidae. Gene Ontology annotation, molecular function: GTP binding; GTPase activity; translation elongation factor activity. The coding region runs from base 1 to 1338 and encodes 445 amino acids. The transcript has 2 exons. Gene Ontology annotation, cellular component: mitochondrion. The record is from RefSeq and is a predicted model, not a curated record. Gene Ontology annotation, biological process: mitochondrial translational elongation.